AAGCGCUUGGGACGAAGGGAGGGGGCAGGCGCUCUGUGUGUGCACCUGGUUGCCAUCUCCCCUUCGCCACUCGUUGUCUAAACAAGCCUGCCGCUGAGGCCCUCAUGGAGGAGGCCGAAGCAAAGGAGCAGCAUCUGCUGUCGCCUGGAUCUGCCAUUGUGUCUCUAAGCGGAAGGAGACUCCCCACUUCCCUUUGGGGAAGAUGGGGAAUUGCCUGAAAUCCCCCACCUCGGAUGACAUUUCCCUGCUUCACGAGUCCCAGUCGGACAGGGCCAGCUAUGGGGAUGGGACUGAGCCGGAUCAGGAACCGCCGCCGCCAUAUCAGGAACAGGUUCCAGUUCCAGUUUACCAUCCAACUCCUAGCCAGACCCGCCUAGCAACACAGCUUACAGAAGAGGAACAAAUUAGGAUAGCGCAACGGAUAGGCCUUAUACAACACCUGCCGAAAGGAGUCUAUGAUCCUGGUAGAGAUGGCUCUGAGAAAAAGAUCAGAGAAUGUGUGAUCUGUAUGAUGGACUUUGUUUACGGGGACCCUAUCAGAUUCCUGCCAUGCAUGCAUAUUUAUCACCUGGACUGUAUAGAUGACUGGCUGAUGAGAUCAUUCACAUGUCCUUCCUGCAUGGAGCCAGUGGAUGCAGCACUGUUGUCAUCCUACGAGACUAACUGAGCCAGAGUCUCUCUCCUGAUCUGUCAAGAAUACCAUCUACUUUAAUGGGUUUGAUCCUUUGUCAUUCUACCCAAAGAACACAAGAUCAUGCACAAAAAAAGCUCAGUUCCUAACACUUUAAAAGAAAGCUGCAGGUAUUGAAAGGGGAAGGGGAAAAAACAAGUUUUAGAAAAUACAGAAAAAGUAGGAAAUUAUUUUUAUGUAAAGUCUUGAUCCAGUGCUUAAAAUAGUUGUUUCUUAAGAAAGGCUAGUUAGCAAACCCAUCCACAGGAACUGUGUGAAGAGUAACAGCAGAUGUUAAAAGAUUCAGUUGUAUGAACUCAUUCCUCUGAGAAAUUUUCCUGCUCAGGCAUCACUGAAAGGAAUGACAAGAACACUGGUGUGAAUGAGAAAGGGAGCGUGUGUAGGAGCACAUGUGACAGAAAGAUCAUAGAGAAAGAGAGGCCAGAGUAUUCCUCCACUUAAAGGAAAUAACAGUUUUUUGUUCAGAUAGCUUCACAAGUUCCUGGUAUUUGGGUCAAUGCUCUAUUUUAAAUAACAGGCUACAUUUUAUAACAC
Molecule: messenger RNA, 1225 nt
Organism: Gekko japonicus
Lineage: Eukaryota; Metazoa; Chordata; Lepidosauria; Squamata; Gekkonidae
Gene: RNF11
Product: ring finger protein 11
Exons: 4
Coding region: 203-667 (154 amino acids)
Source: RefSeq, a predicted model, not a curated record